Plasmodium reichenowi is the source of this 4386-nucleotide messenger RNA. RefSeq lists its product as hypothetical. The coding region runs from base 1 to 4386 and encodes 1461 amino acids. The record is from RefSeq and is a predicted model, not a curated record. NCBI's taxonomy places the organism in Eukaryota, Apicomplexa, Aconoidasida, Haemosporida, Plasmodiidae. The transcript has a single exon.
AUGGCUUUCAAUGAAUUUCUUAAAAAGAAAUUUCCCGUUCAGGCCCAUCUAUAUACUAUAGAGGGGCACACUUGUAAGCCUUACCUUUUUGAUUGCAAAUUGAGCGUAAAAAAAGAUAAGAUAAUAAUAUGCAACAGCAUCACGAAACUUUUUUUUUCUGAAGAUAAGAUUUGUGAUUUUUUGUAUCUUCAGUUGAAUAUGUGUUACAUUAAAUACAUUAAUAAUGAUGCUGUUGAGAAAUAUAUUAUUGUAUUUAUGGAUAUAACGCACACAUAUUACUUUUAUAAGUAUAUGAUGUAUUGUUAUAUAAAAGGAAGUUUAAUAUCGUACAGAUAUAUUGAUAUCUACAAAGUAGAUUGUAUACAUAGAACAUUGUAUAAAAAGAAAUUGUUCUGUGUAUUUCUCCACAAUUAUAACAAAUACGAACAUAUAUUUGUUAUUCUGAAAGAUAAUGCAGAAAAGAAACUUAAGAAAUAUAUAAAUAUUUCUUUAUUACCUAAAUUAAAUGAGCACAUGAAUAAUUCAAAUGGCAAAGUUUGUGAAGUAUACAAUGAAGCUUCAACAAUACGAAUUCUUAGAGAAUUAUAUAUUAAAAAUAAAGUAUUUUUAAUGCACACCAUGAAUUCUAUUAGUAAUAAAUAUGCUCAACUUGAAUCUAUAUACAUUGACUGUACGAAAUUUGUUUUGAAAAAUGUUUUUCAAAUUGUUGCAUAUAACUCCUUUUAUAGCGAUGGCUUUUCAUACAGAACAUUUUUCUUAAGAGAUUCUGAUGAUGACGUAUGGUCUAACGACGAAUAUACAUGUUAUGAAAAAAUGGAAGAAAUAUCAGCUGAUGCAAAACCAAAUAUUCAUAACAUACAAGGAAUUUAUUAUAUUAUCCAUAGAGCAAUCGAAAGGGUUAAAACCAUAUAUUGCAGGAUACCAACAGGAUAUGAAAUAUUACGAAAUUUUUAUCAUGGGAUACAAAAUGAUAUAGAAAGUUCUCAACAAAAUAAUCCACAUGUUCAGAAAAAUAAUGUAGUACACCAAGAACGUUCCUUAUCUGAUCAUGAAAAUAGAAAUUUUGGUCAGCACAAUAUGCAUAAUAGUCAAGAAAGACGUAAUACUUUUCAAAAUAUUCUUGACGCUUAUCAAGAAAACAUCCAUCUUGUUAGAGCAAGUCUUGAGGAUCAUCACGAAAUUUGUAAUAUUGAUGAGGAAACGCAACAAUGCGAACAAAUAAGUGAGAGGGAUCGACCAACACACGAAAUGAACCAUGAAAUGUAUAAUAUUGAAAAAAGAAUUGUAUUAAUUAAUGAACAAAUGUGUGUAAUGGAAUUACCAACACAUGGAGUUGAAUUAUCUGUAUAUACAAUCGAAUUACCAGUACAUACAAUUCAUUUACCCAUAAAUUCCAUUGAUGUGAGUAUAAAUGGAAUUCAGAUACCAAUACGUGAAAUACAUAUCCCAUUAUAUAAGAGAGAGAUGUCAAUAUGUAAAAUUGAGAUCCCAUUUUGUAAAACGGAGAUACCAAUAUGGAAAUUUGAGAUACCUAUAGGACAAUUUGAAAUACCCAUACGUACACUUGAACAAAGAAUAUAUGACAUUGACCAACACAUUGGUGUAAUUGAUCACAUCAUUCGUGAAAUUGACGACGAAAUUAUUGAUUUCAAUAAAUCUAUUUCUAAUAUUAAUAAGAACCAUAUUAAAUGUGAUCAGGUACGUUCUCACAUUAAUCAAUCUCAUCAUAAUAUUACACAAUCUAAUUGCAGCACUGAUCAGUUGAAUUUUCUUUCUGAUAAAUCCAAAAUAAAUGCAGUCCAACCAAAAGCUCAAUUAAAUCGUUUCCAUAUGAACAAGGACCAAUCAAAUGAAAAUUUUGAUAAAUUAGAAAUUAAAUCAUCUAAUAAUAAUAUUGUUCCAUAUAAAAAAUUGAAUUAUAAAGAAACAUUUAAUAAUAUUAUAAAUAUAUUAUAUAAGAAUAUAUAUUCUACAACUAAAAAUAUGAAUUCAUGUUUGGUUCAUGAUCCUUUAAUUGUUCAUGCUAUUAAAUUGUUCAAUGAAAGGAAAAUGGGAAAUCCAAAAACCUUACCACAAAAUGGACAAAAUGGACAAAAAGAACAAAAAGAACAAAAUGAACAAAAUGGACAAAAAGAACAAAAGGAACAAAAUGAACAAAAAGAACAAAAUGAACAAAAUGAACAAAAGGAACAAAAGGAACAAAAUGAACAAAAUGAACAAAAAGAACAAAAAGAACAAAAUGAACAAAAAGAACAAAAUGAACAAAAAGAAAAAAAUGAACAAAAUGAACAGAAUGAACAAAAUGAAGGUGUACGCGCAAUUGCUCCUUCACAAGAAAAUAAUCGCUCAGAAGAGGAUGGUCUCGAAAAAGGAAAUGAUGACAUAUAUGCAAGUGAUCACAUAAAAGGAACCGAUAAUGUAGAAAAAAAUUAUGUAUUUGAAAAAUUCCGUUACUCAGAAAACAGUGGUUUCUUACUAAAUAAUAAUACUCAAGGAGAAGCUCAAAAUAACCUUUUCGGUUUUCAUAAUAUGACGAAGGAUUCUGUAUCUACUGAAAAUAAAAAGGAAGAUGUUGACGUAUUACAAAGGUACAUUAAUGACUAUAUUGAAACGACAAUAAAAGUGUUAAGGGAAAAUAAGAAGAGGAGAAGACGACGAUCAAAGAAUAGUACAAAAUAUGAGAUGAAUCUGGAUGUGAUGUUGAAAUAUUUAACAUAUGAAAUAUUUCUUAAUAUAAAAAAUUUUAAGAAAGAAGUAGCAAAAGAAUAUAGAAAUGACGAUGAAUUAUAUUGUGUUAUAAGUAACAUUGUAUUAUCUAAGUAUGCAACUGUAUGCGAUUUUUCGAAAAAAAAGGUAAACAAAUCAAGGGUAUCAAUGCAUCCGAUUAAUAAGAAAAAGAAAACGAAUAAGAUACAAAGGAGGAAUACCAUAAAAAAAAACAAAAUGAUACAAAAAAAUAACUAUAACAUUAAAAAUUUGAAUAAGGAUGAUGAUAAUAAUAACAAGGGAAAUGGAAAUGGAAAUGGAAAUGGAAACGCAAACCAUCAUAUAUCCAGAAACAUAAAGAAGAACGUGCACAAAUAUAAUAGCGAGAAAACAUCCAACAACACUUCUGAAAAUAAUAUAUUCAGUAGUAUGUACAGUAAUUGUGUGGGUAAUAAAUUUUAUAGGAAAUUCGAAGGAGGAAAGAAAUAUAAAUCUAGAAAGGUAAAUAACCUAGCAUGGAAAAAUGAAAUUAUUAAUCUGUCAGACUCUGAGGAAUCAGAUGAAUCUGAAAAAAAGGAUGAUAAAAAAAAGGAAAAACAAAAAUGUCGUAUGAAAUAUAAACAUUUAAGUACAAGUGGAAUAUAUUCUUUAGUAUUGAGACAAAAUAUAUUACCAAAAGGUUACAAAGAAAAGAUGGAAAGGAAUUCCAAAGAAUUAAAAUUAUGGAAUUAUAUUAAUUAUGAUAAUAUAUAUAAUGAAUUAAGUAUAUUUGACUUUUAUGAUAUUAAUAAUAGAAAGAAAUUAUAUAAUGUAAAAAGAGAAGCUUUUAUAUAUGAAAAUGAAAAAUGUAUACCAAAAGAAAUACAUAUUAAUAAUGAUGAAGGGAAUCAAUUAAUUUUAUUAGAUGAAAGAUAUGAUACAAAUUUCUAUAUGAUGGAUGUAAAAAAAGAAAAGUUAGUAAGAAAAUGGUGUAAUGAAAAUAUCCCUAUAACUAAAUUAUUAAAGAAGAUGGAAAAUUUAUAUUUGGGAUUUAAUGAAAGUUCUUUAUUUUUUGUAGAUACAAGAUUAGAAAGAUGUAUCCAAAAUAUAUUUCAAUAUAAUAAAUAUGCAUCUCCUAUAGAACAUGCAAGUAUAGAUAAUAAUGGGAGAAUUACAUCAAGUACAUCACGUGGAGAACUGAAAUAUUAUGAUGGUACAAUAAAUAAACAGAACAAAAUCAAAAAAAGUAAAAAUGUUAUAUAUUGUUCUGAUGAUAUGGUUCAUUUGACGACAUCACAUAAGGGAAUGUAUUCUAUUGUUACUUGUCAAAAGAGAAUAAUAAUCUAUGAAAACUUUAUGGAUAAUAAAAACUUUUUUGAUCAUGUAAUCAGAAAAUGUUAUCGUUAUCAACAAAAUUCAGUAAUCCUGAAAUUAGAACCAAUUGACGAAAUCAUACAUGAUCUUGGAGAUUAUACUUUUAUUAAAACUGUUACCUAUAGUAAUUCUAAAUAUAUUUUUACAUUUGCUAAAGACUUUUGUGUAAUAUGGAAUUUAUAUCAAGGCAUAAAUAAAAACGUAUCUUAUACAAUUAAUAAAGUUCCAGAAGAUAUCUCAGAUAUAUCUUUAUAUGAUACUUCUGAUGACCAUGACGCAUUACUCCUUGCUACUGAACAUACUUUAACCUUAACAAGAAUUAUAUAA